AUGACCAUUCUUCACGCUGGAAGCCUCCUUCUACUAGUUCUGCAGUUGGGGUGCGUUCUUCGGUGCGGACGAGCAGCUUCUUUCGAAUCAAGAACAAGAGAGUGUGGCAGUAUCCGGUGUUUGCCUAAAAUCUUCCAACAAUCUCAGCCGUCUGCGACCACCGCGGGAAGCAAAACUCUCUCUUCCCCGGAAAGAUCCUUAGGGAUGAAUGCUACAAGGAAAGGGUGGCACAAGGACCGGGAGCUCCAACCAUUGACGACAAAACAGAGGCAUAACCCUAGUUUCAAGCUCAACACAUCGCUGGAGGAGGUGGCGGGUGAUGGUCCUGGUGGGGGGGAUCAGGAGUUUGUUCCCAUUGUUGAUGAUAAGUAUGCAAAUGCGGCACGUCUCGUCAACGAGUACGUGUCUCGUGACCAACCGUUUGAAGAUACUCACCGGUCAUGUCCGCAGACAAAUUGGAUGCGAGUGCAAGGAACAAGCGGAAGGUGCUUUAAGUCGUUCGAUUUUAUGGAGUUUCGCCAUCGGCCGCCGGACAUCGAUGACGGCAGCACAGUGAAGCAAGUGGGGACAUGGGAAGAAGCUGAACGAAUAUGUAUGAGUUUUGGUGCACAUCUGGCGGCUCUGUAUACAACUGCUGAGAUGAAAUUUGCGCAUAUGGUGCUUGACCGAAGGCCUGACGCGUGCUGGAUUGGUCUGAGGAGGCUUGAGCAACACCGUACACGAAGACACAGUGAUCCUAGUAACGGCUGGAAAUGGGUAAGUGGUGCACCCCCACAUAACUCUACAGCUAGGUACCGACGAAGCGAGCAUCCUAUAUUCCCUUCACCGUAUGUUACGGGUAAAGUAUCUGUGGUAUGGGGAGGCAUUUAUACAACCCUUAACUGUCCUGAGAAACACAUUCUGAACAAUUGCUUCCUUGUCAUUCCUCCGGUUGUCAUAUGUUUCUCCUCUGCGCAGAUAACAAGCGAAUUCGGCAUCCUUGAUGACACCGACCCCAUUGAGUGGCAUCGAGACUGGGCGCUAGUUUGGGAUUCGAUAUCAUACGGAAAGCCCCUUUGUGGGGUGUUCACCAGGAAAGGAGUAGCAGCACGGAGAUGCUACUCCUUUCCAGGUCCUACAAGCGCUCUUGUGGAUAACAGAGGGAAGAAGGGACACAGAGCCUCCUCAGAAAAACUGCCCGCUCCUGAAUUGUCGUGCUUUCUCUGUGCGACUUCUGUGGGGAUGAAGCUGCCUCAAAAUUCGUUCGCGUAUGCCGCCGAGAAAGGUUUAUUCGAGUGGGAAGAUACCCCGGAUGGGGGGUUCGUAGUUGCGGCUAAUUCAAGUGAUACGGCCCGAGAGGACAGAUAUAAUGAUUCAGGUGAAGCUAGAGCGAAAGACGAGAGGAGACAUACCAAAGAAGGGAAGAAGUCUACCUGGGGACUCAGCAAGCAGCAUGAACGGAACAGUGUGAAGGGUUUGAAAUCGCAGGCGGAGACAGCUUCGAGCAACGCGAGUCGACAGACUGAAGAAAAUGACACCAAUCACGCGCUUGGCCAAAAGGAACCACUCGUCGACAGGCCGGACUCUCAAGCAAAACAUCAGGGACGGCCAGAGAACAUGAGCCAAAGAAUGCGGGGUUUUCAGGAGACGGGCGCCACUGGAUAUUCGACAACCGCAGGCAUUGGGGCAGAAUACGGUGACGCUGAGAAAGCCCAGUCAGACUUGGAGACGGGAAAUACAGCGAAGAUAUUGGCGCUGCCCAUAGACACAGAAAAUAACGACAUAGCGGACGGUGCUUUGCCAUCGGAUCCAGAUUUGAGAGCCGGUGGCAGGGCGCCUGACGAGACGGAAAGCGAUAUUGCUCAGUCCGUUGCGACGUCUCCAUCGAGCAUAAGGGACAAUGAAAGUUAUGGAGCUUUUCUACGGGAGUUCAUGCGGCUUCACACCCAAGCCAAAGAAACAAUUGAUCGGAGAAGGGAGAGCGUGGCUGCUACGGAAACACCUCCCGACGACGACGGAGCCACCGAGGACCCGGCGGUUGUUCCAAACUCUUCCACUUCUGUUACAGAAACUGAACGCGUCGGUGGAGACGGAGAUCCAGAAGGCGGCUUGACUAGUGCACAAAAAGCACCUGCCGAUGUCGAAACAGAAGCCAAAGAUUCAGAAAUGCCUGUUACCAUAAUAACGGCUGAACGUACCCAAGCAACGCCUUCAUCGCGGGAGUCACCCCUGGGGUUGCAUACUGACCGAGAAGUGGCGGUGCUGUCCCAGACCGAGUCUGCUACAGAGAACGUGGCUCUAAUGCCGACAACGCCGACAUCGACUCCAAACCCCAAAGGGCACACGAAAGCAGUGGCAGCCAAGUCAAACGUCAAAAUACUGCAUUGUGUUUCUUGGUGCACUGGCACUGCGAUUUUUAUAGUCGGAGCGGCGCUUAUUCUCAUUUAUCUUCGCUGCUGGGUUGUCCCCAAAGAAUCAGCAGCAAGUGAAGAAGGCUCUGCAACUACCGCCCCGACCGCGCUAUCUUCACAUUCUCCCGUGGCGUUGAGCGCGUGCCCAGACGAGUCCCCAGUGACCGGCCCAUUGCCAUCUCGGACUGGGAGCUGCCGUUUACCAAGCGGAGGUUCGAGUGUCCCCACUGCAAAGAACUUAACCUGUCAACGUCCCCCGUACGCCGACGUAUGCUCUCCAGCAUCAGAUGCGAGUGCGCCCUGCUCGCAGACACGAGUGGUGUCGCCGGCAUCGUUAUCGAGGAUGGCCUCCUGCGAAGACAGUGUCGGAGAAGCGGAGGCGUACGAAACUGAAACUGACAUGACAGCGUCGGACUCUUCGCAGUCGAUGGUGUCUGAGCGAGUAGGCUCGGACACGUUUGUUUUAGCGAUCGUUCGAGGCAUCCGUGUGGCUGCAGGCGUCUCCCAAGUGAGCAGCUCGAGAAACGCGUCUGUCAGGGGUCCGACAUCAGCGGUGUCGUCGGAGUGGCCACGUCUCUCUUCAGACACUUCUCACACGUCGCACCGCCCCAGUCCCGCGGAGAGGCUCGAGCGACUGCGAGCUCGUAUUGACGCGCUGUAA
Molecule: messenger RNA, 3051 nt
Organism: Neospora caninum
Lineage: Eukaryota; Apicomplexa; Conoidasida; Eucoccidiorida; Sarcocystidae
Exons: 1
Coding region: 1-3051 (1016 amino acids)
Source: RefSeq, a predicted model, not a curated record